Molecule: messenger RNA, 2958 nt
Organism: Gasterosteus aculeatus aculeatus (three-spined stickleback)
Lineage: Eukaryota; Metazoa; Chordata; Actinopteri; Perciformes; Gasterosteidae
Product: LIM domain kinase 1
Biological process (GO): actin cytoskeleton organization; positive regulation of stress fiber assembly; protein phosphorylation
Cellular component (GO): nucleus; neuron projection; cytoplasm
Molecular function (GO): protein serine/threonine kinase activity; protein binding; ATP binding
Source: RefSeq, a predicted model, not a curated record
AUGUCACGACGGGACCAGAGGUUUCGCAGAGGGAUGAAAGGACGGUGUUAUGAAUGUGGCUGCAUCCUGUCUCAGUGGUACUAUGAAAGAGAGGCACAGCUGUUCUGUAAGAAGCACUACUGGGCCCGCUAUGGAGAGCACUGCCACGGCUGCCAAGAGACCAUCUCAAAAGGACUCAUCAUGGUUGCCGGAGAUCAAAAGUACCACCCUGAAUGCUUCACUUGUGUGAGCUGUGAAAUGUUCAUUGGAGACGGAGACACCUACACGCUCGUCGAACGCACCAAACUCUACUGUGGCCACUGUUUCAGGCAGGGCGUAGUGUCAGCCGCAGGGUCAGCUUCUCCACUUGCCAAGAGUCCUCACAUGGUGGCACUGGUGUCCCUCCCCCCCCUUGCGGGUGGCCGGCGAGCUAUGACUUUCGCCACUGACCUCAGCCAGGAGAACGGCCCGCUGGUCACCGUGACAGGGUUAGACCCGGCUGCCCUCAGCCCCGACCUGCUGUCGUCCAUCCACAACGGUGACCGAGUACUAGAGGUCAACGGGAUCCCUGUCCACAACAUGUCCCCAGACGAGCUGAGCGGCGUGUUCCAGGACACAAGCAGACCACUGCAGCUGACCAUUGAGCACAACCCUCCGUCUCCAGACGGGCCGCUUCCCUCACACGGCGCACAGGAUGACCUCGGCUCUCCUGAGCCACGCGUCCGGGACAAACUUUCCUCAGCACACAAACUCCCAAGUCUGGAGGAGGAGCCAAGUCCAGAGGAUGAGACGGACGGACCAAUCAGUCUGAGCCUCUUGCCUCCUCAGCACCAGGGAAGCACGGGAAUGCGAUCCAGACAUAUUAUGCGCAGCUGUAGUAUAGAUAAGUGUCCGCUGUCCACUGGGGCACUGCCGCUUUUAUCUCAGAGGAGAGACAUGGUUCGCUCAGAGUCCCUUCGUGUGGAUCCUGGAGAUCGGACCCAUCGCAUCUUCAGACCUUCAGACCUCAUCCAUGGAGAAGUGCUUGGAAAGGGCUUCUUUGGACAAGCUGUCAAGGUAACGCAUCAGGAGACGGGGGAGGUGAUGGUGAUGAAAGAGUUGAUACGUUUUGACGAAGAAACCCACAAGACUUUCUUAAAGGAGGUGAAGGUGAUGCGCUGUCUGGACCACCCCAAUGUCCUCAAGUUCAUUGGACUGUUCUAUAAAGACAAAAGAAUACAUUUCAUUUCUGAAUACAUCCAGGGAGGAACUGUCAGAGAAACCAUCGUAAAAAUGGAUGAGGACUUCCCCUGGAGUACGAGAGUGGGUUACGCCAAAGACAUCGCAGCUGGAAUGGCCUAUCUGCACUCCAUGAAUGUGAUCCACCGGGAUCUAAAUUCACACAACUGCCUGGUCCGGGAGAACCAAUCUGUGGUGGUGGCAGAUUUUGGCCUAGCCAGGCUGGUGGUAAAGGAGAGGAAUCAGUCGGCGUCAUCGUCAAUGGAGCGGCCUGUGAAGGGCACGUUGUCAGAGCUCCGGAGGCCCGACCGGAGGAAGCGCUACACCGUGGUGGGGAACCCGUACUGGAUGGCCCCUGAGAUGAUCCAUGGGAAAAGCUAUGACGAACGGGUGGACGUCUUUUCCUUUGGUAUCAUGAUAUGCGAGAUCAUAGGCAGAGUGAAUGCUGACCCGGACUACCUGCCCCGGUCAAAUGACUUUGGGCUCAAUGUAGCCGGUUUCCUGCAGAAGUACCACCCUGCCCAUUGCCCCCGGGCCUUCCUGCCCCUGGCUGUCCUCUGCUGUGACAUAGAUGCUGAUCAACGUCCCUCCUUUGCAAAGCUGGAGGAGUGGCUUGAGAACCUGCUGAUGCACUUGAACAUCCGCCUGCCUCUGCUCUCCGAGUUAGAGCAGCAGAGCAGAGUCUUCUGGCACAACCACAGUCAUCAAAGGCUCUGCCACAGCCAGGACAAGACGCUGGACGAUGACGAAGAAGCAACCCACCGUUCACAAAGAAAGAGCUCCGGCCCCACUCAACACUCGGGCAGUGCCAAUAACCACACGGAGCCCCAAACCAAGAAUAGCAUGCCUGAAAGCCAUUCGGAGGGAGAAACACCCACACGUGACCUGACAUGUUGCAGGUUGGCGAGCACAGGCCCAGGCAAGCAUGGGUCAGAAACCGAUGCACACGCUGACCCCUCACGAAAAAAGAAAGCCGAGGACGAGCCUUUACAGCCGCUGCAGGUCAACCUCACGGUGCUGGGCCGUUCCAACAGGCCCAGAAGGACGUGCAGAGUGCUGUGGGACACGUCUACAGAGGACAGCUCUUUGCUCUGACUGUACAGCAUUUGAAGACAUUUGUGCCUUUUUAAACCACUGGGAAAGCUAGGAAAGUUUCAUUAAAAAAAAAAUUGUGUGGAGGAUUAAUCCAUGGAGAACCUGCAGAGGCAUAAUGAUGGGAUCUUUUUUAAGAAAAGCAGUUCAUGUUUAUUUGCUGCUUGAUGUAAACUGCGUAGCACCUUUGCUCGUAUUUCUCUGGAAACCAGUAUUUAUGAUGUUUUAGGAAGAGCCCAACCAAUACUAGAUUUAGUUGGUGUCCAUAAUGACUUUUUAGAAUCAAGCAAGUGUUCCUAAAAUUCCACAAUGUUUGGCAGCGCCCUCUGCUAGACAGACGACGUAAUGGCAACACGGUUUCUACUUCUACACGGUCAUAUCUUUGGCAUUCUAGACUACAGUUUCCAUUUAGUUAUCAGAAAACGUCUAUGAUGCUGGUAAGAAAUGGUUGGCCAAAGUAUCGUUUAAGUUACAGUGUCAACAAGCUGUGAGACAAAUGGCACUUUAUACCUGCUGUUACACUGCAUAAGUUUAGUAUUUAUGAGAAUGCCUUUUUUAUUUUCUGUUGAAAUAUUCCCACCCAUAUUUAUCAUGGCGAGCAGUGAACAUAUGAAUGUAUAGCUGUAACUUAUAAAGUAAUAAAGUGAAACAAAUUAAUUAACAAAUUAA